This is a messenger RNA of Dictyostelium discoideum AX4, 1017 nucleotides long. It is a transcript of the gene mcfI, whose product is annotated as mitochondrial substrate carrier family protein. The record is from RefSeq and is a predicted model, not a curated record. Gene Ontology annotation, cellular component: mitochondrial inner membrane. Gene Ontology annotation, biological process: nucleotide transport; FAD transmembrane transport; transmembrane transport. Lineage: Eukaryota; Evosea; Eumycetozoa; Dictyosteliales; Dictyosteliaceae. The transcript has a single exon. The coding region runs from base 1 to 1017 and encodes 338 amino acids.
AUGGUAAAUGGUGAAGAAUAUGUAGAGACUCCAAAUUUAAUACAUGAUGAAGAAACUAGAAAAGAUGUAAAAUUCAAUUUAGGAAUUGAAUUAUUAGCGGGUACACUAGCGGGUGUAUCAUCUUGUAUUUUAUUUUAUCCAUUAGAAUGUGUAGAAGCGAAACUCCAAGUACAAUCAUCUUCAACAGCAGUAGCGGCAACAAUGUUAGGUUUAAAAAAGAAUGGUGGUAGUGGUAGUGGUAGUAGUAGUAGUAGUAGUAUAAGUCAUCAAACACCAAAUGGACCAAUAGCAAUGGCAAAAAGUAUAUUAAGAAAUGAAGGAUUUAAAGGAUUUUAUCAAGGCGUAAGUCCAACUAUAUUAGGUAAUGCAGUUAAUUGGGGUGUUUAUUUCUCAAUCUAUAGAGCAACUAAUCAUUGGUGGAAUUCAACCGAUAUCAAUGGAAAUCAAUAUCAAGGUCCUGCUUGGGUUGGUCAUUCAGUAUCUGCUAUUACGGCCGGUGUAAUUACAACGGCAAUUGUUAAUCCAUUUUGGGUGUUAAAAAUUCGUUUAGCAACCUCAAAGAAAUAUUCAGGUAUGAAGCAUGCAUUCCAAUCAAUUCUAAGAUCUGAAGGAGUUGGUGGUUUUUGGAAAGGUGUUGGUGUUUCAUUUAUUGGUGUAUCUGAAGGCUUAUUUCAAUUUGUAUCUUAUGAAUAUAUUUUAAAUCAAAUGAAAGAAUCAAAUUUAAAAAUGAAUGGUGGUGAAUUAUCAGUUGGAAAUUAUUUAUUUGCAGGUGGUACAGCAAGAUUAAUUGCAGGCGUUUUAACUUAUCCAUAUCUAUUAAUUAGAUCAUCACUUCAAUCUGAAACAUGUCCAUAUAAAUCAAUGUCUGAAGCAGUUAAAGGAAUUUAUAAAACCAAUGGUAUUAAAGGAUUUUAUAAAGGAAUUGGUCCAAAUUUAGCACGUUCAAUACCACCAGCUGCAUUCAUGUUAUAUAUUGUUGAAUUCUUUAGAGAUACUUUAACAAAUUUCUCUCAAUAA